Messenger RNA from Symphalangus syndactylus (siamang), 2555 nucleotides. RefSeq lists its product as uncharacterized. Lineage: Eukaryota; Metazoa; Chordata; Mammalia; Primates; Hylobatidae. The record is from RefSeq and is a predicted model, not a curated record.
AUGAACACAAAUUUACUGUCCGACUGUGGACCCUACAGGCAGCGACUAGGAAACUGCGCUUCUAGGAGCAAGCCACGGUCAGGUGAGAGCCCGACCUGCGGCUUUCCGCCCCCGCGCCACCGCGCACAGCCCUCCCUGACCGUCCGCCGCGUUCCAGCUCAGGGCCAGGAGGCGACGGAGAAACCGAGCCUGGCCCAGGGAGGCCGGCAGGGCCCGCCGGGCGUCUUGCAGGGCCGAGCGUCCGAUAUCGCCACAGAGGCCAGGGCCGCGACGUCGCCAGCGCCCUCCAGCGCGGACUGCCGGCCACCGCAGGCGCGUGCUCGCUCGCCUACUCCGCGUAGCCGAGCACCACCGAGCCUCUGGCGCCGACUCCAUGCCUAGCUCGGGAUCGAACCGGGCCCUGCACCCGCCCUACCUCCAUGACUUCCGGUGCCCCGCUGCGGCGCGCGUGAAUGACGCAGGCGCCUGCGCGCCCCUCCUCCAGGCGCCUUGGAGCCCUGGCAGGCCCUUCCCACCGUACGAGGCGCAGGUGGGAGACUUCCGCCCUCGCGGGAGCGGCUGGGGCGUUUGACCGCCGGCGGAGAAGGGGAGGCGGUGGGCGUCUUGGAGAACAGAGCGAGAUGGAGAAGCGAGGCCGAGGCGUGAAGUCGAGCCCCAUCCAGACCCCGAACCAGACCCCUCAGCAGGCUCCGGUGACGGCUAGGAAAGAGAGGAGGCCUAGCAUGUUCGAGAAGGAGGCAGUGAGUGCGGAGACUGCUAGGGGCCGAGACGGCUAUGUCCGACCCUUUAAUUGAAAUCGCUCCCCAGUGGGCCCCGCUCUCGUCACCACCUCCAGAAUCAAGGAGGCAGCAUUUCCCUUUUGUGUUUCUUUUUUCCCCAGAUGCGAAAUAGAAGCCUGAGACUGAGUUGGGCAGUCCCCUUUGGACUUGAGAGCUAAAGUUUUCUUGUUUUUUAAUUAGGGCCAUAGAACCCUACAUAAGUCGAUUGGAAGGGUGGUUACAAGAUCUUCUUUUCAGAUUUACUCAGCUUGCGGAUUUCCUGAGAGUAAUCUGAGUAUUACUGCUUUGUACUAAAACACAGUAUGUUAGUGUAUUUAGUGCCAUUAUAAGCAGUUUUGCUAGCGAAAAAUGAGUGUGUGUUGUAUUAAAAAAAUAAUUUGAUAAGCCAGACAGAAUAGUGCCAUGUUUUGGGUUUUUAAGACAUCAACAGUCUGGAUAUUUGAAGAAUGUACAGGAGAAAAAAACAAGUUGAAAAUAUUCUGUCCAAAAUUUAAUGAUGGAAAGGGUCAUUAUUCAGUUUUACUGGUGGUAUAACACAGGUAUUUCUAUAUGAUUAGGCUUUGAAAACCGUUAAUGUAUUAAAGACUCCAUAUUUUGCUGAUACUUUAACAGAAAAUUAGUUUGCCCAAGGAUACAAAGCUGUAAUGAUAGAGCUGGGACCGGAACCUGUAUGCUAGUACUCGGUCCACUUGGCCUGUACUGGUUUCUCUUCAUACUUACUUCGUGGACCUAUAAUAGGAUGAAGACAGAGAUGACAGGCAAAACCAUUUUUUGAAGACCCUAAAACAUUUUAAGAUUAUUCUCAAAAAGAGAAUUCUCAAAAUAAUUGCGAAAUUUCAGGUUCUUGUUUCCCUGGUGUCUACAUUUUACAGAGGAAAGAACGAACUAAAGGAGGAAAAGUAAACAGGCCAAGUUUACACAGCUAAGAAAAAGAGCAGAGCAGGGCUAGAAACCUAAAUCAGUUGGACUUAAAACUUGACACUCCCAAACACUAUGCUGUAUUACUUGGCAAUGAAUCUGAGUAACAGAUAGAUCACCAACAGUAAAGAAAAAUUUCUAUAUAUUGAGGCAGACAAGGGUGACUUUUAUAAACUUACUGCCUAUUUGAGGUCUGAAGUGGUCUUUAAAAUUCAAUGAGCCUGAACUCAAAAUGAGAUACAUAGGUGCACCUGGUAUAUAGGUUAAAAUCUGAGAGUGAGGGGACAUGGACCGAAGUAAUUAUUGCUUAUUUGAUAUGGAUGUGAUCAAUUAUAGCUAUCUUUAAAGUUGAUUAUUUUAGAGGUGAGAAAUUUGAAUAGAACAAUAAUUGGGAAGAAAUUGAGAAAGGACUCUACAAAUGUCCCGGAGAAAACUGUUCACUUAGUCAUUUCUAAUUUAAGGUAGCUGUUAAUUUCCCUAUUUUGGGGCAUAGGAAAAUUUAAGACAUACCGUUUAAUCAAUAUGACCAUCUCUUGAUUUUAUCUGUCUUGCCUCCAUUUCUUUUUUUCUAGUGGUAGCACCUCAGUUAACUUUUAGAGAAUUAACUCAUCUGCAAUUGUAUAGAGCUUUGGUGAGAUUGUCAGCUACUUUCCUUAACUUUUUAAUGAGGAUGAGACCCAAACUAAGCUAAUUAGAUGAAUUCUUUGAAAUAAUGCAAAGAAAAUGAUUGAGGUUUAUUCACAUUGAAGAUGAGAAGCUGAAGUGCUCCCUGUGUCUUUCUGAAUCUGGUUCAUCAGCCUUCUCUGCUGUUAUGUAAACUGUAUCUUUCCAAUAAAUUAUACUUUGGCUUAACAAGAA